CUACUCACGCCCUCACACUGCCCCCCCGUCUCCUCCCCGACACAUGGAAAUCUACCAGCAUCUCUGGAUCGCACCUCACUUUCUUUUCCGCAUUAACUUGAGGGUGACCUUGAGGUGAGGGCUUAGGCAACUACUGUGUUUGAAGGGGUGAGGUGGAGGUCGACGGGGCGACGGUGCGUCGUAGUGUUCCUUUAGUCACCGCCGUGCCCUCGUCCUAACCCUCCGCCGCACCUCCUCGGGCCCUGCAUUGCCAGUCCUUGCAGCGUCCCCCUGGAUGUCUGGGAGUUUAGCUCACAUAGCAGUGCUUCACCACCUUCCUUCGCAAACCAAAGCAGUCACUCUUGUGCAGUAACAUAAGUUUUAAAGUGAAAAUUAAAUCGACCUGCGACAGUGGUGACAAGCUAUGUGUUCAGUGGCUACUCUGUGACGUGUUUGUGUGCAUCUCGCGAGGUACUUGCUUCAUCUUGGUCACCUCAUUAGCUACCAGUGUCAUGUCCUGUAUCGUUGAGAGUGGCAGGAGUCUGUGCCCCAGCUCCCUGGUGUUUGCAGGCAAUGACUUGCCUUGCCCCUGCUGUGACACUCCCCAAUCCACUCCUCUCUCCUCCAGGGAAGCGUUUUGGGAUCCAGAGUGUUGUGUUUCCUUACAAGUACCAAAAGAUGCAGACACGUGUUCAGUCUCAAAGCAAGAAGAUGUGCCGAGCAGCGAGUGGCCUGCACAAACAACACUGGCGAGCUGUGGCGGGAAGGAGGUGCAGCAGCUGGUCGGGGCUCGAGGCGCCUCGUCAGGUGUUGAGGCACGUUUCUUCUCGUGCAUCACUGACCCUCCUGAUGACUGCCCUCGUGAUCUUUGCGUCACACGUGCUAGGUGUCAGUCAGAGGACGACUUUGAUCUUCUAGAGCUUCUAAUCGACCCCAAACUAGGCGAGCAUCUAGAUGACUGGGACAGUGAUUUAGAAGACGCAAUAACUUCCGGGUGUCAGACCCCGGGACUGUGUGACGCUGAGGAUGAUGGCGACCUUUGGGGUGAUGAAUAUGAAGGGUGGAAGCAGGAGGUGGAACUCGAAAAUAGCUCUCACGAGGAUUUGGUUAACACUGGAUGCUCAGACAGCAGUGAUUGCUGCAGUACCAGGUCGAGUUCACAAGUCUUACACAGAAAGAGACAUAUGUUUUUUGUAGGGGAUGAAGAUGAGAAAAUAGAUUUUCAAGAUGAUAUUGAAUUUGAAAACAGCAGCUCUAGCGAGGAUACAGAGUUAGCGCUGGACAGUGACAGCCAGCAUCAGAACAGUAGCGGCAGCGUAACGACCGGAAGGUGCAAGAUGAAGCGCUGCGCGUCUGACAUGAGGAAGGAGUCGCGCUCUUCGAUGGUUAUUCCCACGAUGUCUGCCUUAGCUCCUUUUCUCCUGUCCCUGCAGCCCAUCCUGACUGCCUUGCCUCCAGCUGUAGCCAGUGAGGUGAAAGAGCUGAGAAAGUUGUAUCCUGGCAUCUCAGAAGACUACCUUAAAACUCUUUGUGAAUUUGGUUUGCUGGAGGAGGUGACGUACUCGGAAACCUCAUCGCCUACUUCUACUUUGUCUCGCGGACGAGUCAUCUCCCUCAGUGCAUCUUUUGCAGGACGCAAAACGUCACAGUCGUACUCAGACACCACUGAAGACCAACUUUCUGAAAGCAGCAUCCCUGACGAUGCUGCCUGUCAGCCUGAGUACCGCCCCACGCCCUCGGUGCGGGGUCUCUUCCUUACCACCUCCCUCGUCUCAAUGGCCACCACACUCACUAUUACACGGGAGAGAAAAAAGAAUAUUAUCUGCGUCUCCAGCCGAAACUCCGAGGGUUCGGCUGAUUCGAACUACUCGCAGCCGUCUUCGGACCUGUCGUUGGACGAGGAGAGAGAGAACCUCAGACGUGAGACAGAGAGACAGGCGCUUUCGCAACUGGAGAAGGCAAGGAGUUCUCGCCGCGGGGCUGGUGGGUUCAGGCGCAGGACAGAGGGUCAGGCUCUCGUCACGCUGCAGAAGGCCCUGACCAAGCCUGUAGCGUUCUCGGUGCGGACCAACGUGGCUUACGAUGGCUCUCUGGACGACGACUCACCAGUUCACGGCUCCGCCAUCUCCUUCGACGUCAAGGACUUCCUUCACAUUAAGGAGAAAUACGACAAUAACUGGUGGAUCGGGCGCCUAGUGAAGGAGGGUGCGGACGUCGGGUUCAUCCCUUCCCCCGUCAAGUUGGAGAAUCUGCGGAUCCAGCAGAAGAGCUGCAAGCUGCACUCCAAAACUUCCUCCUCGGGUAACCUGGGAAUGAUAAAUGAUGUUCUAUCCAAUAGCAAGAGCUCCAACUCCCGAGGCUCCACUCCCCCUACCCCCGGACUUGAUCUCGACAACGGUAUAGACUCCAACCUGGGAGAAGACUCCGAUUCCUUGGGCAACUCCAAGGGGAAAACUUCCAUCACCACUCCUCCGGCGAAAGGAAAAAAGAAUCCUUUCUUUAAGAAACAGGAGAAUAUUCCUCCUUACGAUGUCGUGCCUUCCAUGCGCCCGCUAGUGCUCGUCGGCCCCUCCCUAAAAGGGUACGAGGUCACGGACAUGAUGCAGAAGGCGCUUUUUGAUUACAUUAAGCACAAGUUUGAGGGAAGGGUGAUCAUCACGAGGGUGAGCGCCGAUAUCUCUCUGGCCAAACGGAGUCUUCUCAACAACCCCAGUAAAAGAGCCCUUAUGGAACGCUCAAACUCCAGGUCUUCUUGUAUAGCCGAAGUUCAGGCUGAGAUUGAGCGGAUAUUCGAGUUGGCCAGAACCUUGCAGCUGGUGGUGUUGGACUGUGACACCAUCAACCACCCGUCGCAACUGGCCAAGACCUCUUUAGCGCCUAUCCUCGUGUACCUCAAGAUCUCGUCUCCUAAGGUAUUGCAGCGUCUAAUAAAGUCCCGGGGCAAGUCUCAAAGUCGUAACCUCAACGUGCAGAUGGUUGCCGCUGAGAAGUUGGCGCAAUGUCCACCUGAGAUGUUCGAUGUCAUUCUUGACGAGAACCAGCUGGAGGACGCGUGUGAACACAUAGCGGAGUACCUGGAGGCGUACUGGCAGGCAACGCACCCGCCCCUGCCACCGCCACAAAUCCAGCGACCCCUCCCCUCUCCCCACACCAGCCCGCGCUCCAACCACGCGCAGGGAAAUCUCAUGCGGACCAACUCAACGCCGCCAGGUCCUCCCGGGUCCGUGGCUCGUGAGCCCGGCUACCCUCGCUAUACGGAUGAGAGAGUGUACCAUCGAGGGGGUCCCACAGGACAUGGCGGCCGAACUCUUCCCUCCCGUGACCCUCGGGAUAUGAGAGAUCCCAGAGAUAGGGACUUACGGGAUGAUGAGUAUGGUGAAAGGCUUCCUCCCCAGGAUCCUGGGCACAUGUAUGACCGCCCACCAGACCGACCCUCAGGACGCCGACAGUUACCACCUACAAGAGAUGAAGAUUACCACUCUCCACACCGCCCUCCCACACGCCAAACCCUUAAUGUGUAGCAGUUAGCCUUUGUUUGUAGCAGUUAGUGCUUGUUUGUAGCAUUCAGUGCUCAUUUGUAGCCUUCUGGUCUCUUUUUAAAGAAAUAACAAUAAUGUAAAAUACCUCCAUGUAUUUAAUACAGAGGGGUUGAACAUUUAAGGCAUAUGAAGGCUAUAUAUUAUAAAUAUGCAAUGGCUACCAACAUUCACUACUGUCACAACCUGAACUUGUACUGUUCUAAACUUCAGAACACUUUUGAUACUCCAAGUGAAUAAUGCUGUUUGUGAGACUAAUAUUGGCUCCAGUAGGUUAUGAAAUGUCUUUAACCUCAAUGGUUGUUACAGAAUGUGUGCAUAUGAUGGGAUUCCUCUCACACCAUGCGUUGUGAUAGUCCAGUUAUUAAGUAAGAGAUCAAUGUUACCUGUCCCACAGAAGCAUAAUACAUCCCCUCAGGCCUGUCCCUAUCCUUUUUGGCUGCCUUACACAAAUACUUUAUCUCCAUUUGAACUGACUAGAAAAAUUAUGAGAUGAAGGGCCACUUGAGGAGCUUUGCCAUGUGAGAUAUACCAUUGUUAGCUAAUGGGCAACUGGAGUAAUGUGUUGAUAUCAAUCCCAUAUUUUCCAGCCAUUGAGCACCAUCCUGGAAAUACAAACAAUGGAGCACUGGUCUGGAAAGUGAGUUGUUGGAAAAUGUGAACUACAUUUUAUUCUGAUGACCCUAACUAUAAAAAAAUAAUUUUCAUUUGUCUUUGCUCAUCAUGUACCAUUCAUUCAUGUACUAUGAGUUUCAUGUUCUGCCCACAUGCCUUAGGCAGAUGUGUUUUGAAAUAAUGUGAGAAUGUGACAUUAUAAAUACAAUUGUAAAUAUAGUUGGUUGUACACUUAAGGAUUGGCACAGUAUCCUUUGCCCAAGUUGUUCUUAAAACUGCCUUUAACCACUGUAGUGUUGAAUAUUACACUAGUUUAUUACACUAGUUUUUAAUAUUUUCACUUUGUAGCUUGGAACUGUUCAUUACAUUAGGUUUAACAUUUUGUAUUCCAUGAUUGUUCACUUUGCAUUUAAAAACCUAAAAAAUGCAGAGUUAUUUUACAUCUAACACAACAGUUGGAUGAAGUUCAAAUUUUUAUAAGACAAUUUUUUCUGACUAAUCCUACUAGUAACAUGUAUCAAUACUACAAACAUACAGAAACCAUACUGUCUGUAAUAGCUGAUGUAUCAGUUUAAAUAAUUUUUAUUCAAGUUUUGGGCUCAUGGUCUGAUAAUCACACUAUGAUGCAUCAUGAAAGCUGCUACACUGUAUUGAAAAAAAUGUGAUAGUAGAGUAUUAACCAAGCUUUCAAAGUUGACCAAAGUAAAUAUUAUGGUAUUACUGUACCUUUUUAUGUAAUUAAUACUAAUACUAAGACCAAAAGCAUUCAUCAUUGCAGUUGUUGUUGUUGUAUCCCCUUCUGACCUUAAUAGUGAAAUUGCAUCAAUUUCUAUACUAUAAAUAUUGAUUCAUAUUAUAUACUGACUGUCCUGCAAGUGUCCAUUGCAGAAAUAAUUAUUUUUAUUUUUAAUUGCUCAGUUAGAAUAAUAUUUCUAAAAACAAAGAAUAUAUAUAUAUAUAUAUAUAUAUAUAUAUAUAUAUAUAUAUAUAUAUAUAUAUAUAUAUAUAUAUAUAUAUAUAUAUAUAUAUAUAUAUAAACUUAAUUUGAACAUUUGAAAUUAUCCAAGUUAUAUUUUAUUGUAUUGCUUAAAACUUUAUUAAAACAGAUAAUGUUAUGGACACUUGACAUGUUCUUUGUUUAAAAGAACAGAAAUGUGGAGUAGCACUCUUUUUUAGUACACUACAAAUGUGCAUUGUACAAAGUUUGCAAUGCAGCUCUGAAUAACAAAAAAAGCUUUACUUACUAUUAUUUGCAAACAUACGUAUAUACAAAAAUUGUGUACAAAUGAACACACACACACACACACACACACACACACACACACACACACACACACACACACACAUGCACACACACACACACACACACACACACACACACACACACACACACACACACACACACACACACACACACACACACACACACACACACAGUUUAAUACUUGUCACUAUAUUUAACCACAGACUGUGCAGUGUAAAGAGUAUUUCAGAUAUGUUUACAUGUGGUACCACUGCUUCAUGCACUGUUAUUUUAUUUCCAUUCAUAUCAGUGAUAUAACUAUGGAACCAGAAAGUUUGUGCUACACCAAAACAGUGUGCUUUACAGAUAAUCUUAACCAAAAUUAUUUCCUUUAUGCUUGUGUGAAAUUAUAGUAGAUUUCUUCUUUUGUGGCCAUCACCCAGAUUGAAAGGCCAUAUGACAUAAAUCUUUUAAUAUUCCGUCUGGCUCUACUCUUACUAAGUGAUUCAUACUUAUUCAGUAGAAAACAUUUUUGAAGCUAGUUACCCUGCCCAUGCCCAUUGAAUUAUUAUUUGGAUAAUGAAGGAAGAUUUUGUGAUAAAAAAAUAAAUGGAGUAAAUAUUGUGUAUAUGUGAGUGAGUUAACAGACAUGCAUGACAUUUAAUGAGAGGCAUGAUGAUGUACUCAUUUUGUGUCUGAUAACCUUACCCAGAGUGUUGCUUGGUUUUCUUCCUUACUCUGCCCAUAAAACACACCGAGAAUAGUGUUUUCUCAGUUUCUCAUUAUACACAAUCUUUCAGAACUACACUGUCUGUUGUUCUUAUCAUUCAAAACAGUUAUUCCAUUCAAAUAAUCAAAACUUUUCAUCUUAAUUGAUAUUAAGCUUUUGUCAUCUAAGAAAUAUGAAAGUUGGCAGAAAAAAGGAACUUCAAAAUUUUACACUCCAUAUCAUAUGGCAAAGCUAAUUACAGGUCUCUCCAGUUUGAGGUUAUUUUAUUUACAAUUGUUGCUAAUCUUCCCUCCUUAACCCCCUCACACUUCAUGACAUAAUUUACAUUGAAACCUGCUUUCCUACAACUCAGUGUAGCAUUGGACAUGAUUUGCAUAAAAAAUAAAAUAAUAUGUCUAAAAUAAAGUUUGUUAGAAUUUCAUUAAAGAUACAAGUUUGGUCAACCAAAUAAACUAGUUGUCAACUGUCUCCAGUGGAUGAAAUGAUAAAGUCCUAUGUCUCAGUUAAUGUUUCAAUGUGAAUUAUCAGGCCACUUUUAUUUGGGCUUCUGAGGGGCCUGAGGCAUGUCUCAGUUGAACAAUAAACUUGUCAUGUUUUUGGUACAUGAGGAAGUUAAUGCUCAGGUUGGUUUUAAAACUUAGUAGACAGUAUUCUUAAUUUUAACCUAUUUCACUUUAAUAAGGGUGUGCCCCAGCACUUGUUCUGCUCACUCUGAUAUUUCUUCCUGGUCAUUACAUUAGUUUAUAAAUCAAGGCAUCAUCAGCAUAAACCACAUUUCCAAUGCUAAGUAGAUCAGAAUGUAUAAUUCAAACUAAGAAGUUGGAUGCCACCAACUAAAGGAGAAAAUAAUGCCCAAUGAAAUAGGAUGUAGAACCAGUUAGACGUGCUCUAAACCCAGAAUCAUAAUCCCAGUCACAACUGGUAGAACACCUUAUGGAAUCGUAAUUAAACACAUUGGCGGAAACAGUGUCAUCUAAGUUGUCUUGGCUGUGUCCAUGAAAUAGCACAUAUGAAAAAACUGGUUUCAGGUUUUAUAUCACUGACUCCAAUAAAGUUAAACAUUUCAGUUCACCUCUCUAAAACAUGGAGAUGAAUCUCAGUCAUCAUAUUGUUUGACAUUAUGUAUCUCUAAUUUUCACAUUGCCACCAAAUGACAGUACAGGGAUUGUUUCUAGUAAAUAUAGUGUGUAAAUUCAUAAUUUCAUGUAAAGAAUCGAUAAUAUACACAUAUACAUACAGUGAUCCCCUGCACACAUCACACAUUGAGGAUCUCUAGUUAAGAUAGCUGUGAAAUGUAUGAUUAAAAUGCCUCUGGCAUAAAAUUGUAUUAAAUUUAUCCUGAGUUUUUGGAAACUGAUGGAUAAUUUUGUCAGUUGUGCAGUUCACACAUUUUCUUUGACUAAAUUGUAGAUUAGAAUUAAAUUCUCACAUGAAUUACACUGAACUUGACACAAAAAUUAAUUGUUUUAGACACAACAGUUAUUAUUUGAUAUAACGACUAAUGUAUGAUUGGCACCACAAUGUAUGCACUUACUUUUGUUACUGAAAACUCAACUCAUCAACUCAAAAAGACAUUAGGUUAUGUUUUCCUGUGAGGCUCAGUGAGUAUGUGUUUUAAUGAAUGGUAUUGUUUAUGAUUCCUGAGUACAUAAAUUGUUCUCACGUCUUGAUCAUUGCUGUGUAUUUGGAAAUCACCAUGAAUUCAAAUAUACAUUUAAAGCCAAUUUAUAUUUUGCAGAGUUGUGUUUGCAAAUCAUAAAUUAGCUGGGGACCACUGUAUUUUUGUUGCUCACAAUGAAGCUGCAGUGUACUUAUUAAAAGAAUGUUCCUCAUAUCAUUUAUGAAAGGCAGGUAGUCACCUUUAUUCCAUGAAAUUUAUCAUGUGUUUCAAGCCCACUUUAAGCAAAUGUAUGACUCAUUACCAACAUCAGAACAGCAAAACCUAUCAAGUUAUUGACUUUGUGAUAAUUAUGUAGAGGCCACACAUUAUGUUACAUUAUGUUGGAGUAAAAAGUCAUCUUACAGGAGCCUUUGUUGUUAAUGAAGGAGUGAUUCCACAUGCAACAGUGGAAUUACUUAUCUUGGUUUGGAUUAUGACAUAAACAUUCUCAUUUACAUACACUUCAUCUGGCAAAAUAUGUACAGCCCACAUUAUUCACAAACAUUAUAUCACUUCAUCUUAUUGACCUCUUGCCACUGUUACUUUGUUCCAACCAAUAUCUUUGCAUCGUGAAUUUUGGCAAAGACUUUGUUUCAUAUGUGCAUGUGCCUUUACUUAAUAGAAAAGAUCUUCCCUCCACCAUAUAUAGAUUAUUUAGAUUGUGCAGUAUGAUAAUUCUAAUGCUGUAACUAUCUUAUAUUUAUUUAGUUUCUUCCUAUUGUUGUACAGACUAUUAAUUAUUUAGUGCUAUGAAAAUUAUCCAAUGUACAUGAUGCAAGGGUAUUUUGUAUAAUUCUCAUGUUUUUUGUUGAUUUUUUUAAUCACUAUGCAUCUUCUGUAAUCUUUUUUGUGUUAGUCAUCCAUUCUCAUUAUACUGAACUACAGUAGCUUCAAGUUAAUUUUUCAUUAACAAUUACGGUGUGGUCAUCCUCAAUACCUACUGUGUUCAUUCAGAACAUGUACAAUCUUAGUACAUGUGAUGGAUUAACCUGUGAUUCACCAAAAAUAAAUGCAACAAAUUAUUAACUAAGGCUACUGUAUAAAAGAUCCAGUGUACAUCUACUUGUUUUCCUCUUCAUUCUUUUUUCCUGUUUCUUCUUUCUUGCUUAUGAAUGUUUUCUUCUACUUGUCUAUCUUACCCUCAAUAUUCCCACUUCCUUCCUUCCUAGUACUCUUAUCCCAAAUGCAUGUCAGUCUCACAGACUUCAUUUUGUUGCAACAAUUUGUAAAUAAUAAAAAUUUUUAUCAUGAUAAAA
Messenger RNA from Scylla paramamosain (green mud crab), 9019 nucleotides. It is a transcript of the gene Ca-beta, whose product is annotated as voltage-dependent L-type calcium channel subunit beta-1-like. The coding region runs from base 492 to 3500 and encodes 1002 amino acids. The record is from RefSeq and is a predicted model, not a curated record. Gene Ontology annotation, molecular function: voltage-gated calcium channel activity; protein binding. NCBI's taxonomy places the organism in Eukaryota, Metazoa, Arthropoda, Malacostraca, Decapoda, Portunidae. The transcript has 11 exons. Gene Ontology annotation, cellular component: voltage-gated calcium channel complex. Gene Ontology annotation, biological process: calcium ion transmembrane transport.